This is a messenger RNA of Tyto alba (common barn owl), 1386 nucleotides long. It is a transcript of the gene PNPO, whose product is annotated as pyridoxamine 5'-phosphate oxidase. The record is from RefSeq and is a predicted model, not a curated record. Lineage: Eukaryota; Metazoa; Chordata; Aves; Strigiformes; Tytonidae. The coding region runs from base 83 to 772 and encodes 229 amino acids. The transcript is spliced from 7 exons. Gene Ontology annotation, molecular function: FMN binding; pyridoxamine phosphate oxidase activity. Gene Ontology annotation, biological process: pyridoxine biosynthetic process; pyridoxal 5'-phosphate biosynthetic process.
GCGGGACCAUGUCGGGGCCGCGGUUUGGGGGGGGUCGCGGCGGGGUUUCGGCUCCGCUCGGUUCCCGUCGGCCGCGGCCGGGAUGGAUCUGGGGCCGCUGCGGAAAAGCUACCGGGGGGACGAGGAGGCUUUCGAGGAGCAGCACUUGGCUUCCCACGACCCCAUCCAGCAAUUCGGGGUCUGGUUCGAGGACGCCGUGGGCUGCCCGGCCAUCGGCGAGGCAAACGCCAUGUGCUUGGCCACCUGCACCAGGGACGGGAAGCCCUCGGCCCGCAUGGUGCUGCUGAAGGGCUUCGGGCAGGACGGGUUCCGCUUCUUCACCAACCACGAGAGCCGUAAAGGGAAGGAGCUGGACUCCAAUCCCUUCGCUUCGCUCGUCUUUUACUGGGAACCCCUCAACCGGCAGGUUCGGAUCGAGGGCUCGGUGAAGCGGCUGCCGGAGGAGGAAUCGGAGCGAUACUUCCACUCCCGCCCCAAGAGCAGCCAGAUCGGGGCUGUCGUCAGCCGGCAAAGCACCGUCAUUCCGGACAGGGAGUAUUUAAGGAAGAAGAACACGGAGCUGGAGGAGCGGUACAGGGAGACGGCGGUGCCGAAGCCGGCGUACUGGGGGGGUUACAUCCUGCAGCCGGACGUCGUGGAAUUCUGGCAGGGCCAAACCAACCGCCUGCACGACCGCAUCGUCUUCCGCCGCUUGCGGGAGGGCUCGGCCCCCCUGGGAGACAUGACGCACCGGGGAGAGGGCGAAUGGGUCUUCGAGCGCUUCGCCCCGUGAGGCCGCCGGCGUCUCCGGCUGCAGUCGCCCGAUCAGGAGCGUCACCUUGUGCCAAACCUGUCCCCUCAUCAUGCCCCGGGGGGGAACGGGGCUGGCCCUGCUCUGCCCUUCCCCGGGAGAUGCGUGCUGAGCUCGGGGGGGGGGGGGGGGGAUCUGGUCCAGCCCGAGACCCUCAUCUCCCUUCGUGCCUCCCGAGAGCCGCCAGUGGGUCCCCGAGACCGUCUGCUUCCCCUCACCAACACGUGGGGAGCGACCGCUCCCAGCGCCGCUGGUGGUUAAUUAAUCAUGGGAAUGAUUUUGGAAGGACCAAGGAAGACCCCAGCGAACCCCCUGCCCGCGCCCUGCUCGUGCCUCGUGGUUCAGCUGGAACCGUGCAGCGCGCCCCGUCCGUGCGAUAACUUAUUUAAUUGCAGCUUUAAUGGCACCACCGUGUUCGUGGCUGGCUGUGCGUGUGUUGCCACUUGUGCACCCCAUCUCCUCGCAGCUGCGGGACCCCAGCCCUCAACCUGCUUAUUUGGGGGGGGGGGGGGGGCAAGGCAGGUGCCUCUCCCCAUUCCCCCUGCCCCGCAGCUGCCUGUCUGAGCUUGGAAAAAAUAAAACCUGAUCGGUGCGGA